This is a messenger RNA of Aspergillus niger, 1455 nucleotides long. RefSeq lists its product as uncharacterized. Gene Ontology annotation, cellular component: endoplasmic reticulum. The record is from RefSeq and is a predicted model, not a curated record. Bases 1 to 1455 code for a protein of 484 amino acids. NCBI's taxonomy places the organism in Eukaryota, Fungi, Ascomycota, Eurotiomycetes, Eurotiales, Aspergillaceae. The transcript has 3 exons. Gene Ontology annotation, molecular function: 3-beta-hydroxysteroid dehydrogenase [NAD(P)+]/C4-decarboxylase activity; 3-beta-hydroxy-Delta5-steroid dehydrogenase (NAD+) activity. Gene Ontology annotation, biological process: ergosterol biosynthetic process.
AUGUUUUCAGAGAUCGCCGUUGCCUCCGGACUAGCCGUCCUCUAUCUCUACCACGUUAAUCGUGGUAUGACUGGCACUCCGGAGGAAGUAAGCCGGCUGUCUCCUCAUCGUUGGACUGUUGAUGAAAUCAAAGCAGCAUACGAGGAUGCCAUUCAAAACCCAGUCGACGUGCAGAAGAGUCUUCCACCAAAGCAAAACCGGCGUUAUAUCGUGGUCGGCGGGUCAGGAUUCGUGGGAAGUUGGAUGGUAAACCAUCUGCUCGCUCGCGGGGAAGACCCGUCGGCUAUCCGCAUUUUGGACCUUGCAGCGCCUCGUCGCGAGAUCCUCGACCAGGGUGUCGGAUUCUUCAAGACGAAUAUUGCCGACGAGAAAGCUGUGGCCACUGCCUUUGCCCAACGUUGGCCUGAAGCUGUCGCUGACCAGCCCCUGACCGUCUUCCAUAAUGCCGCCGUGAUCAGGCCCGGAGAGCGCCUCAAGACUUUCCUUCCCCGUUGCACCAACGUCAACUUGGGCGGCACAGUGAACGUGCUGACUGCCGCAAAGAAAGCCGGCGCAAGCUGCUUUAUCUCGACAUCCUCAGGAUCGGUCAGUCUCCGCAGUCAAUCCUUCUGGAUCGCACCCUGGAACAAGGCCCCCAAAGGUCAUUUUCAGGUAGUCGAUGACUCGACCCCAGUCCCUGAAGAACACUACGACUUCUUCAGCAACUAUGCUGCCUCCAAAUCCAAGGCCGAGAAGAUCGUCCGCGCCGCCGACGAUCUUGAAGGAAACUUCCGCACAGGCUGCAUCCGGCCAGCGAAUGGUAUCUACGGGAUCGGCGACACGGAAGGUUCUCUCACCACUUCAUAUCUAAGAACCGGCGGUUCCCCUUCCUGGCUCUCCGACACCAUGCAGAACUUCGUCAACGCCGAGAACGUCUCCAUCGCCCACCUUCUGUAUGAACAACGCCUCAUCGAGCACACUAACAGCCCAUCCACACUUCCCAAUAUUGGUGGCCAAUCCUUCCUAGUCACAGAUCCCAACCCUGCCCCGACCUACGGCGACGUCUAUCUUCUCCUUCACACCCUCUCCAAAACUCCCGCCAACUUCCCUCGCGUACCACCGGUUCCUUUCCUCAUCCUGUCCUACCUCCUCGAGUGGUACUCCUUCCUGCAGUUCAUUUACUUCCCCUGGCUCCCUAGGAUCACCGGAGAAAUCUCCAAGAUGCAGCCUGCCCUCUUCUGCAUCACCAAUGUGCAUUACAUCGCGGAUGAUUCGCGCGCGCGCAAGUCGCCGGAACAGGGCGGCCUGGGAUACGCUCCUCCGAUCACGACGAUGUAUGGCAUGUGCAAGCACCUUCAAGUUUGGAAUCGCGAGGCGGACCAGAAGAAGAUUGCGGAGGUCGCAGCCAAGGGCGUUGUUAAUGUGAAUGAGGAUGGUGUGGAUGUGAAUUUGGUGGUUCCUCCUAAGAAGUUGUAG